UGAAGUGAGGCAGUCUGUCGGUGUUUUGGAACAGUGACGGUUGUGUGAAAUUGUGUUGAAAAGUAUAUUUUUCUGAUAAAUUUAAAGUGCUUUUGGAGUUCACGAUGUCGGAUGAAAUCGCGGAGAAUGGAACAGCGAACGGAGACGUCCCAGAGAUCGAGCUGAUCAUUAAGGCAUCGACGAUUGACGGGCGACGGAAGGGUGCGUGCCUCUUCUGUCAAGAGUACUUCAUGGACCUGUACCUGUUAGCUGAGCUUAAGACCAUCAGCCUAAAGGUGACAACAGUAGACAUGCAGAAGCCGCCUCCAGACUUCCGCACCAACUUCGAAGCCACGCACCCGCCCAUACUGAUCGACAACGGACUCGCGAUACUGGAGAACGAAAAGAUCGAACGGCACAUCAUGAAGUCCGUACCGGGCGGCCACAACUUAUUUGUACAGGACAAGGAAGUGGCGUCACUGAUCGAGAACCUGUACUCGAAGCUGAAGCUGGUGCUGGUACGCAAAGACGAACAGAAGUCGGCGGCGUUGCGCGCGCACCUCGGACGUAUUGACGGCCUUCUGGAACGCAGGGGGACUAGGUUCUUAACAGGCGACACAAUGUGCUGUUUCGACUGCGAGCUGAUGCCCCGGCUGCAGCAUAUCCGCGUCGCUGGCAAGUACUUCGUCGACUUCGAGAUACCGACGAGUUUCCGCGCCCUCUGGCGUUACAUGUACCACAUGUACCAGUUGGACGCGUUCACACAAAGCUGCCCCGCCGACCAAGACAUCAUCAAUCAUUAUAAACUGCAGCAGUUGUCGACGAAAGGUUUGGUGCUGUCGCCGACGCCCACACUGCAACGGAAAGAGAUACCGACGGAUGUGGCGCUGAAAAUGAAGAAACACGAAGAACUCGAGACGCCGACGUUCACGACGUCAAUCCCCAUCGACGUGAGCGAGAACAGUAACGCCGAAUAACUCGGCCGGCACGUGCCACGGUACAACAGUAGGCGGUCUACUCUUCCAAAUUAUACCAUCGCCACACAACGAGACUAAAUUCAACAGCAUAAUAUGUAUCGGAGACCACACGGUAAAGAGCCCAAUAUCCUACACUCCGUAUAGUGUAACUUGAUUACUUCUCCCUCCAUGUUCUAUAUUCAAAGUUGUGAUCCUUCCAUGUGAUAGUUUGACAAAGGUUGCGGUAUUGUCCAACCUCUUUACUCGUGUGGUCGGUCAGGGUGACCAGUAAGGGUAAUGUGCGACGCAGUGCCGAGACUGUAUAAUUCAGCGUGAUACUGACUCCUUCCAUCCGACGCCCGACUCGCCAAAACCACGCCAUUACGUUAGCGACAAAGUGCCUCUUGACAUUAGUCAUCUUUACAUUUUUAAUAACACUUUUUGGACACAAAGAGAUUAAUGCCAUGCAAGGUGCUGACAAAACACAUGAGGAAUUAUAUUUUUGUAUUAAAUUAAAUUCAUUUUUUUAGUAUUGCUCUAUCAGUAGAUUUAAAAUCUAUGGGAUUGUAUGUAUGGUUUGGUGCAAUCGGAAUUAAGUUUUAUGAAUACAUGCUGAGGAAAGCUUAGGAUAUUGUGAAUUAUUUAUUAUAUAUUUGGACAUUAUUUUAUAUAAAAAACCAUGUUAACUUUGUGACACCUUCAGCGGAUCACCUAUAUAUUUUAUUUUUAUUAUUUGCAAAUUGUAAGAAGUUAUUGUGGCCAUCAUUAUUUGGAUAAAAUAGCUUGGAGUGGUCUUGAAACAUUUUGAAUGUGCAUUUUUAUUAUAUUGAUGUAAGUGUAUUUGGCAGAGGAGAUGAACAAAUUGAAAUGUGGAUUUUUUAACCAUGUUGCAUCAAUCUUUACAAAUUGCAGUGUACCUUUGUCUGUAUAUGAAAAAUAAUAAUUUUACAAGUUUUUUUUUAUUUAGUUUAGUAUAGUUUCAGUGUUCAAACACAACGAAUAAAUGCCCAGGAUGUGUUGUUGUAUUAUAUUCACAAUAGUUGUAAGGUUGCUUCACAGUAUUCGAUUGUUUUUGUUCAUUUUGGACUCCUAUAGAUUAAUUUAUAGAUUUAAUGAGAUCAGUUUCACCGCCAUUUUGAUUUUAAUGCCUCUGCCUUAUUGUUGCUGUCGUUUUAAACAUCUAUUUCAUGUAAUGAUUACAAACAUUGACGUGAGCGCUCUUGCCUGCCUUAUGUUACGUUACCUUGUGAAUAAAGGUAUAUUUUUUGUCAUAAGAAUGUACUUAUUUUGUUUUGUUUACAUUUUCAGUUCCUUGUGUUUCUUGUUUAUAUUUUCAUUAUAUUUACGACCUUACAAUAGAACGUUAGAAGUGAGGCUUUAAGUUGGACCACCUAUUUAAAUAAUAGACAUUUGGCAUCUCAUUUUUGAGGGAUAUUUAUACUUUAAGAAUGUUAAAAACAAAAUAGGUCACUAUAAAGUUUUAUUAUUAGCAAACUUUGCAAAUUCAACACACAACUAGACAUAGAACACAACAGAGACAAGGGCGAGAGACGACCAGCAUGUCGAUUGGACAAUGUAUAAAAUAAUAAUUUACUAGAUUAUAAUGUAAAUGUUAAGGAAUAAACCUGGAUAAUAAUA
Molecule: messenger RNA, 2573 nt
Organism: Helicoverpa zea (corn earworm)
Lineage: Eukaryota; Metazoa; Arthropoda; Insecta; Lepidoptera; Noctuidae
Gene: Clic
Product: chloride intracellular channel exc-4
Exons: 8
Coding region: 105-956 (283 amino acids)
Biological process (GO): chloride transport
Cellular component (GO): apical plasma membrane; cytoplasm
Molecular function (GO): chloride channel activity
Source: RefSeq, a predicted model, not a curated record